Messenger RNA from Arachis duranensis, 2512 nucleotides. RefSeq names its product probable LRR receptor-like serine/threonine-protein kinase At1g14390. NCBI's taxonomy places the organism in Eukaryota, Viridiplantae, Streptophyta, Magnoliopsida, Fabales, Fabaceae. The coding region runs from base 119 to 2359 and encodes 746 amino acids. Gene Ontology annotation, biological process: protein phosphorylation. Gene Ontology annotation, cellular component: membrane. The record is from RefSeq and is a predicted model, not a curated record. Gene Ontology annotation, molecular function: protein kinase activity; ATP binding; protein binding. The transcript is spliced from 8 exons.
CUAAUUCCCUGAUUACUGUGACAAUGAAAUCUCACUCUUUUUAGCAUCCCAGAUUCUCUCACUAAUGUUCCCUACCUGCUCCACAUUGCUGAAGUUCUCGUAGGAGAAUCAGAGAGAUAUGAUGAAGAAGAAGUUCUUGGUUUCUUUUUAUUUCUUGUUCCCUGCAACAAUUUCAAUCAUUCUUGUGCUUCUAACUCCAAUUCCAAGUGCACAGUUAACACCAACUGAAAGCGGAAUCCUCCUCCAAGUUCAGAAGCUACUAGAAUACCCUGAAGCUCUUCAACCAUGGAACAACUUCACCACCAACUUCUGCUUCCUCCCUCCAUCAUCAUCCCUCAAGAUUCUCUGCUCCAAUGGCCAUGUAACAGAAUUAACCAUUAUUGGAAACAGAGGUUCUUCUUUGAGUCAUCAUCAUCAAGAUCAAGAAGCUCCUACUCUUUCUGAAAGAUUCUCAAUUCAUGAUCUUUUAGUUCUGCUGUCAAGGCUUUCAAAUUUGAAGGCUUUGUCUUUGGUUUCACUUGGUCUGUGGGGUCAUUUACCAUCUGAGAUUAACCGGUUCGGAUCAAUCAAAUCCAUGAAUUUAAGCUCAAACUUCAUCUAUGGAAAAAUCCCAUCAUCAAUUUCUUCUAUGAGAACACUUAAGAGUCUUGUUCUUGCUCAUAAUCUCCUCAAUGGAACUAUACCUGAUCUAACAAUGCUAUCUUCUCUUCAAGAACUCGACUUGGGCUUCAAUGGUUUCGGCCCAGAGUUCCCUUCAUUGAGCAAGAACAUUGUGAAGAUUAUCUUAAGAAACAACUCUUUCACAUCCCAAAUUCCUUCAGAACUCAUCAAAUUUCAAAGGCUUCAACAAUUUGACAUCUCUAACAAUGGAAUUUUCGGAACCAUUCCUUUGUUUUUGUUCUCUCUUCCUUCUCUUCAGUACUUAAACUUGGCAUCAAACCAAUUAAGCGGCUCACUCUCUCUGAACACAAGCUGCGGUUCUGUUCUAACUUUUGUUGAUGUCUCAUACAACCUUUUAACAGGAAACUUGCCAUCUUGCUUCACUUCGAAGUCAUCGAAUCGAACGAUAAUGUAUUCGAGGAAUUGUGUCUCAGCAAUGAGAUUGAGUGAUCAGUAUCCUGCUUCAUAUUGCGAGGGAGUGAUGGAAGCCUUGACGGCUAAAUCACCAGGUCGAAGCCGGAAGGAGGAGUCAGAGAUUCAUCUAGGCCUAGUUCUUGGUGUUCUGGGAGUUGCUACAGGAGUGGCUGGGCUUGUGGCUCUUCUCAUUCUGUUCAUCUUGAAGAAGAACAAAGCAAAAAGUGCCGAAAAGGAUAUCAUUGAUAACAAAUCUGCUGCUGAUAAAUUUCACAUCAAUCUAUAUCCAGGACCAAAAAUUGUUGCAAGAUGUGUUACUGAAAGAAUGAGUCUAGCAGCACUUGGAUUGCCACCAUAUUGCAAUUUCACAUCAGAUGAAAUUGGAGAUGCAACAAACAACUUUCGCCAAUCAAAUUUAAUAGGAGAAGGAGCACAGGGACAGCUAUAUAAGGGCAAGCUCAUGGAUGGUUCAAUGGUCCUUGUUAACCGUUUAAGGGUAAAGCAGAAGAGUUUGAACAGCAACAGUAUGCAGAACUUGAAGAAGGUGUUGCCAAAUUUAAGGCAUAGGAAUUUGGUUAGUGUUUUAGGACAUUGCUUCAUUACUUGUCAGGACCAUCCCCAAACUAGAAGCACAAUCUUCAUUGUAUUUGAGCACAUCCCAAAUUUGUUAUCCUUAAGGGACCAUCUUACAGAUAGGAUAAGAAGGGAAACGCUGAAAUGGCCACAAAGAAUGGCAAUAAGCAUAGGCAUUGCAAGAGGAAUCCAGUUCUUACACACAGGAGUUACUCCGGGCAUCUAUGGCAACAAUUUAAGGAUUGAGAACAUUCUGUUAGAUAAUAGUCUCAAUCCAAAAGUCAGUGGAUACAGUAUUCCAUUGCCAUCAAAGAAAGGCGUUGAUAGGAGACAGAAUCAACAAUGUGUUCCCAGUGUUAGUGGCAGAUGCAGCAAUGAAGAAAAGGAAGAUAUAUUUCAGUUGGGUGUCAUUCUAAUUCAAAUAAUCACUGGCAAGCUAAUUACAUCUUCAGGUGAAUUAGAGGAGCUAAAAGAUGAGUUGGAGAGAGGUUUGUCAGAAGCUGCAUCAUCAACACCAAGGCUCACAGUUGAUCCUUCCCUCAGGGGAAUUUUUGUAUAUGAAUCUGUGAAAACUGCACUUCAGAUCACCAUCAAUUGCCUCAGCAAGGUCACUAUUAAUCGCCCUUCAAUAGAGGAUGUUCUUUGGAAUCUGCAGUACUCAAUGCAAGUUCAAGAAGCCAGGAGCAGCAGUGGGAAUAGUCCAAGAUUGUAAAAAUUAAAAUUAAAAUAAAAAGUAAAAAAACAUAAAGAUGUUCGCUACUUAAGUUAUCUGAAUAUAGUUUCUUCAAUAAGGGCCUGCAUCUUUUGUAAUUGCCAUAAUUUAGUUAAUUAGCCUUUAAACAUGACAAACUAUAUAUUAACAAAG